AUGGAAGGUUUGUCUGAAGAAGCAGAGAAGAACAAAACACCUGAAGGUGCUGAGAGCAAGUCUAAACGGAAAAUGAAAACAGCUGCUCAACUUGAAGUUCUUGAAAAUACUUACGCAGCUGAGCCUUAUCCUUCGGAAGCUAUAAGAGCGGAUCUCUCAGUCAAACUGAAUCUCUCCGACAGGCAGUUACAGAUGUGGUUUUGUCACCGGCGGCUUAAAGACCGGAAAUCCACAACAACUCCGAGCAAACGCCAGCGUAAGGAGCCUACAUCCACGGCGGUUGAAUCCCCGAAACCACCAGUCAAUGCCGGUGAUUUGUUGGCGGGAAAUGAGCAUAACAACUCGUUUGGCCACGAGCUUGAUAAUUCAAGAAGAACCGCUCGUGGAGGCGGCGGUGGUAGUGCUAGUGGCGGCGGGGGCGUAACGGUGGUUAGACGGUUUAACGAACCGUCUCCGGUUGAAGUUAGAGCCGUUGGUUAUGUGGAAGCUCAAUUGGGAGAGCGGUUAAGAGAUAACGGACCGAUUCUUGGAAUGGAGUUUGAUCCUUUACCUCCUGGUGCAUUUGGAAUGCCUAUAGAGACGCCAAGCCACCGCAAGGCGACUAGACAGGGUUUCGAGAGUUAUGUCCGCUCCGAAGCCAAGCCCGUUAAAGAUCCUGUGAGGACAAUCCGUGAAUAUCAGUUCCUUCCAGUUCCAGAGCAGCCAUCUUCGAGGACUGAUCAUUCCGAGAGAGUUUCUCCGCCGAUACAUUUCGGAGUUCCGAUCGAUGCUUCUUCGGUUGUGAGGGCUUCGUCAGUGUAUCGAGAUGAGUUUAAAGUUUCGCCGCAGAUACCGAAUUUGAAUCUUGCAGCUCAUCAGGGGAAGACGGGGCAUGUCUUCUCGCCUAGUUUGGUCGAGUAUGAGUCACCGUAUCAGAAGAACUACACUAUGGAUACUGCUGCGCCUGGAAGCUUGAACAGUCAACCGAUCCACGAGGUUCCUUUUGUGAAGUCCGAGAGAGAAGUUGGUAAUGAAGAUGAUGAUGAUGAUUAUGAUGAGGCUCUGCAGUUAGAGAGAAAACGAAAGAGUGAAGAAGCAAGAAUAUCUAGGGAAUUGGAAGCUCAUGAGAAGAGGAUCCGGAAAGAGCUUGAGAAACAAGAUCUUCUAAGGAGAAAGAGAGAGGAGCAGAUGAGGAAAGAAAUGGAGAGGCAAGACCGUGAAAGACGGAGAGAGGAAGAGCGGCUUUUACGUGAAAGGCAGAGGGAGGAAGAGAGGUACCUGAAAGAGCAGAUGCGAGAGAUGCAGCGAAGAGAGAAGUUCUUGCAGAAAGAAACUAUCAGGGCUGAGAAAGUUCGUCAAAAAGAAGAGAUGCGUAGGGAAAAAGAGGUUGCAAGGCUUAAAGCUGCUAAUGAGAGAGCCAUUGCUCGUAAGAUCGCUAAAGAAUCAAUGGAACUUAUUGAAGACGAACGCUUAGAACUCAUGGAGGCUGCUGCGUUAGCCAAAGGAUUACCUUCAAUGCUCGCUCUUGACUAUGAAACUCUACAGAACCUCGAUGCAUAUAGAGAUAAGCAGGCAAUAUUUCCCCCAACGGCUGUAAAAUUGAAAAAGCCUUUCUCUGUCAAACCAUGGAAUGGUUCUGAUGAGAAUAUUGCAAAUCUUCUUAUGGUGUGGAGAUUCUUAAUCACAUUUGCGGAUGUUCUUGGCCUUUGGCCAUUUACUCUGGAUGAGUUUACUCAAGCAUUCCAUGACCAUGAUCCACGGCUAAUGGGAGAGAUACACAUUGUUCUUUUAAAGACUAUAAUCAAAGACAUUGAAGGUGUUGCCAGAACAAUUUCCACCGGUUUUGGAGCAAACCAGAAUGCGUCUGCUAAUCCCGGAGGAGGUCAUCCUCAUGUCGUGGAGGGUGCCUAUGCGUGGGGUUUUGAUAUACGCAGCUGGAGAAGAAACUUGAAUGUUUUCACUUGGCCUGAGAUCUUGAGGCAACUCGCUCUCUCUACCGGGUUGGGACCGCAACUGAAGAAAACAAACGUUAAAACUGUGUCUGUUCACGAUGACAACGAGGCCAACAACUCUGAGAAUGUGAUAUUCAACUUAAGGAUUGGAGUAGCAGCUGAGAAUGCUUUUGCCAAGAUGCAAGAAAGAGGUCUCUCUAAUCCAAGACGUUCACGGCAUCGGUUGACUCCAGGAACUGUUAAAUUUGCUGCCUUUCAUGUUCUUUCGCUUGAAGGUGAAAAAGGUUUGACAAUUCUCGAUGUUGCAGAGAAGAUUCAGAAAUCAGGAUUGAGGGAUUUAACGACGAGCAGGACACCUGAAGCCUCGGUUGCUGCUGCGUUGUCUCGGGACACAAAGCUCUUCGAGAGAGUAGCUCCUUCCACGUACUGUGUGCGUGCUGCUUACAGAAAAGAUUCAGGCGAUGCCGAGACUAUAUUCGCUGAAGCGAGAGAGAGAAUACGAGCGUUCAAGAGCGGUGUUGCCGAUGUAGAAGAUGUCGAUGACGCCGAGAGAGAUGAAGACUCUGAGAGUGAUGUUGGAGACGAUCCAGAGGUUGAUUUGAGCCUUAAAAAGGAAGCUCCUGAUGCUCUGGAGAUAGAGAACUUAACCGGGGGCGUCGAACCGGUGUUGGAGAAUGGGAAAACCGAGCCGGGACUGCUGCCUCUUAAAGAUGAGAAAGUAGAUGACAUUUUACCUGAUCAAGCUCUAGUGGAUGGUGCUGUAGCAAACGAUGAAGAGAGUUCUUGUUUUGAGGAGAGCAAACUUGGAGAGCAGUGGGUACAAGGACUCGUGGAAGGAGACUACUCGAACCUGUGCAUCGAGGAACGUUUAAACGCGCUUGUUGCUCUGAUUGGUAUUGCCAUAGAAGGAAACACAAUCAGAAUUGCUCUUGAGGAACGUUUGGAAGUUGCGAGUGCGUUAAAGAAACAGAUGUGGGGUGAGGUACAACUCGACAAACGGUGGAAAGAAGAGUCGUUGCAACGAGCGAACUUUCUUUCAUACCCGACGGUAAAGCAACAAGAAAGUCCAUCAGCUGAUGCGACUCCGGUCUCUUCGCAAGACCCGUUGAGUCUUCCUCCACAGAUGGAUGUGAACAACUCGGUGGCAGGACCAAGCGAGAAUGUAUCCGGAGUGGAGAGUUUGCAGUAUCAGCAGCAGCAACAGGGUGGUUACACAGCGGACAGGGAGAGGCUCCGUGCGCAGCUAAAAGCGUACGUUGGAUAUAAAGCGGAAGAGCUGUAUGUGUAUAGGUCGCUUCCGUUGGGUCAAGAUCGGAGACGGAAUCGUUAUUGGCGGUUUGCGGCGUCCGCUUCUCGGAAUGAUCCUGGUUGUGGUAGAAUAUUCGUUGAGCUUCAGGAUGGAAGAUGGAGGCUCAUUGAUUCCGAAGAUGGUUUUGACUGUUUGGUCAAGUCGCUAGAUGUUCGAGGUGUAAGGGAGUCGCAUCUUCACUUCAUGUUGUUGAAGGUCGAAGCAUCUUUCAAGGAAGCAGUGAGGAGGAAUCUUGGUGGCCAAGACUUGGACCACUCCGAUGAUGAUGCAGAGAUCUCAACGGCGUUUAGAAUCGAGCUCGGGGAUGGUAACGCGGUUGAGAGAUGCGGAGUGUUGCAACGGUUCCAGAGCUUUGAGAAGUGGAUGUGGGAUCACAUGUUGCAUCCGGGGGCGCUAUCGGCGUUCAAGUACGGUGCCAAGAAAAGCAGCCCGGUGGUUCGGAUUUGCGGAGCUUGCGCGGAGUUAAACUCGGUGGAGGAUGUUUGUUGUCCUGGUUGUGGCCAGAUGCGUGGUGGUGGUGGUUCGGAUGUUGGUGAGGUGUGUUUUGCUGAGCAAGUGGCUCAGCUCGGUGAUGCUUCUAGAGGAGGAGGGUUUAUCUUGCGUGGCUCGUUCUCUUCUCCUCUUAGAAUAAGACUGCUCAAGAUUCAAUUAGCAUUCGUCGAAGCUUCGCUUCCACCUGAAGGACUUCAAGCUUUUUGGACUGAGGAUGUAAGAAAAUCUUGGGGUGUUAAGCUCUUGUCAUCGAACGCCGCCGAAGAACUUCAUCAGGUUCUCACAAUGUUAGAGGUGGCGGUGAAGAGAGAUUUCUUGUCUUCAAACUUCGAAACAACUUCGGAGCUCUUGGGUUUACCGGAAGAAGCUCUCGCUGGAGAGGUUAAUGUACUGCCUUGGAUACCGAAGACCACGGGAGGUGUAGCGUUGAGGCUCUUCGAAUUCGACAGCGCGAUUGUUUACACGCCUGAUCAGAACAACGAUCCUCAGAAGGACAAAGAAUCCGAAGAUUUCGUCGGCUUGGAGACGAAUUUUCUGAGAAAUGUGCAAGAAAAUGACGCAAUAGAGGCUACUCCGGUGCAAGUUGCUUACACGCAAGAAGAGAACUGGACGGAGCCUGGUUCAGCUGGUGUUUCAAGCUCUGGGCGAGGUGGUCGACCACCGCGAGGACGUGGCAGGCCUCGUUCCCGUGGCAAGAAACAGCCGACGUCGGCUUCGGCUUCUUCUGGUAGACCGCCGCGAGGCGCAGCGAACUCGAAUGGCGAGACGAUGUUGAGACCGAGAGCUCAACCGCGUGGGGGUAGAAAGAAUGGACGGCGAGGCCGGACGAGACCGACGCAAGGAACGCUCGGUAUAUCUAAUGAAGUAGUAGUAGGAGGAGGAAGAGGAGGAGGAGGUCGCCGGGGAAAGGGAGUUGUUGUAACGGCCAAAACCGCUCUUCCGUUGGAUAACGAAGACUGGAUCGGAACGCCUGAGAUGCAGGAGGAUGACGGUGAAGCUAGCAGCUCGGGAAGAUCGUAUCAGGAUUAUGAGGAUGUCAUGGCGCCGAUUGAUGAUUUUGACGGCGGCGAGUCGAGUAAAUUAGUAGGUAGGGGUGAAUUUAGCUUACAUAGUGAUGAUGAAUAUGUAGAAGAAGAAGAAGAAGACAUGAACAGGAAAAUGGAUGUGAAUGUUGAUGAUGGAGAUGAAGAUUACGUAAACGAGGAUUCUGAUGGUAGAGAGCAGCCGGAGAUUAGCAUCGGUGCAGCUCGGAAAAGGUUUCUUCCGUUUGAAGAUCCUGAUCUCACAUCUUCAUCUUCCUCUGAUUUUCAGUGA
Molecule: messenger RNA, 5046 nt
Organism: Microthlaspi erraticum
Lineage: Eukaryota; Viridiplantae; Streptophyta; Magnoliopsida; Brassicales; Brassicaceae
Source: the annotation of a GenBank genome assembly